GUUCUGGAAAGCAUGAGCAACGAGCUGAGCGCAGCGAUCCUGCGGCGGAUCCUCGACGACGUCAAGGGCAGCGGGGGCACCUUUGGCCCCGAGCAUGGCACGAUGCUCAUGGCCAUCUACCACAACGAGCCCGACAUGACCUUGUUCCAAGCCGCCGUCGAGCUCGUCGAGAAGAGCCGCGUCACGCGCAUCACCGCGACGCCGAGUGGCCGCACCUUGGUGCGCGUCUCGGCGCCGUCGCACCAUGGCGCGCACGCCAUGCAUAUCUGCUUUGCGCACUACUGCUCGUGCGACGCCUUUCACGAGGCGACGGUGCACGGCCGCUUGACCAUGUGCAAGCACAUGCUCGCCGCGCUCUUGGCCGACGCAGUCGCCAAGAUGCAGCAGGUGACAGUCGCCGACAGCGAGUUUGCCAACUUGCUCUGCUCGGACGACGCGACCAUGUAACACAAGAAGGCUCUAUUUAUCGCUCCACCACGAGCUUGCUAUCCAUCGCCAAGCCCUUGUAGACCACGUCGCCACUGCGCAUGGCCAUAGCCCUACAUGCACAUGACGCCGUCGGCAGCACGAUCUGUCCCUUGAGUGAUAGCUACCGCGACGAGGCGUAGCCGUAGCGACGUCAGGAUGACGUCUCUUGCUUCCUGCAUGGCUUCAUGCCCGCCUUUGGAUCUUGGUGCAUUUUCGCCGUAUACGCUGGCGCCGGGCCCCAUGCUAAGAGGUUAGCACCAUCGAGAAUGUUCGUUUAU
Saprolegnia diclina VS20 is the source of this 746-nucleotide messenger RNA. RefSeq lists its product as hypothetical. Gene Ontology annotation, biological process: double-strand break repair via homologous recombination. The transcript is spliced from 3 exons. The record is from RefSeq and is a predicted model, not a curated record. Gene Ontology annotation, molecular function: zinc ion binding. NCBI's taxonomy places the organism in Eukaryota, Oomycota, Saprolegniomycetes, Saprolegniales, Saprolegniaceae. The coding region runs from base 13 to 447 and encodes 144 amino acids.